This is a messenger RNA of Frankliniella occidentalis (western flower thrips), 487 nucleotides long. RefSeq lists its product as uncharacterized. The transcript has 3 exons. Lineage: Eukaryota; Metazoa; Arthropoda; Insecta; Thysanoptera; Thripidae. The coding region runs from base 80 to 394 and encodes 104 amino acids. The record is from RefSeq and is a predicted model, not a curated record.
ACUUUCCUAUAAGGAACAGUUUGAGUUUGCAUAUUAAGCCACCGUUUUCAGUCACACCUACACAGUCACCUGAUUCACCAUGAACACCGUCAUGAAGACCACCGUCCUGGCCUGCCUGCUCGUCGCAGCGCUCCAGUUCAGUCAGGCGAUCCCCCUGGCUGCACCGGCGAAACCUACUAACACUUUAGCGGUGCGAGCUGACCCAUCCGAGUGCGUCAAGGAGAUCGUUGAGACGCUUUACUCGGAUGUGCCCGGGUGGGUAUUGAUCUGUCUGAAAGUGGCGCAGGAUAACCCGUCGCUGUCGUUCUUCAUCGAGUUCCCCAUCUGCGCCAGCCUCGUUGGAGGCGCAGACUUUGUGCGAGUGGCUCUGGAUGUUGCGAAGAGGUGUCACUGAAAACUGACCGCCUAAACUCCAUAGGUGCACCUGCCCAUCUUCGCUUCUCUUGCGUUCUUUCUAUUAACUGCAAAAUAUACUUUUACACCAUUA